Molecule: messenger RNA, 1312 nt
Organism: Rhodofomes roseus
Lineage: Eukaryota; Fungi; Basidiomycota; Agaricomycetes; Polyporales; Fomitopsidaceae
Product: Calcipressin
Exons: 3
Coding region: 190-924 (244 amino acids)
Biological process (GO): calcium-mediated signaling
Cellular component (GO): nucleus; cytoplasm
Molecular function (GO): nucleic acid binding; calcium-dependent protein serine/threonine phosphatase regulator activity
Source: RefSeq, a predicted model, not a curated record
CUGUUCUCAGCCACUGGCAGGCGCCGCAGUGGCACUGGCAGCUAACGCCACAACCCAGGUGUGGAUUACAUAAGCGACAUCUUUUUGCAUUAAAUCCUCUGCGAUCCAUGCUCUUCGUCACGACCCCCCUCACACGCUCUCCUCCACGACACUGCCCUUGCUCUUCAGCUUCACCACCUACCAUCAACCAUGAACUCCACACCUCCAGCGCGCUCUUCACCUCCGUCCCUCACGAGUAACUCUGGCCCGCCCACACCACGGCGCACGAAUACGUUGGUGAUCACGCAGCUACCUGCGACAUUCUUUGAGCCAGUCGUGCUGGAUGCGCUGCGUCACCACUUCGCCACGUAUGGACCUGUCUACGCAUGGGCACCCUUGAAAUCUUUCUACAGGAUCAUCAUAGUCUACCACUCAGAGGACGACGCGGAGCAUGCGAAGGAGAGCUGCGACCAUCUCAUCGUUGGCGCGACACAGAGCAGCCCAGCAGUAGUUCUUAGAGUGUUCCGCGCUGAUUCGACGACAAUCUUGACACCUUCGGGCAGCGGCGAGGGCAACAUGUACCUCCGCCCGCCAGAACACGAGAAGAACUUCCUCAUCUCUCCUCCGGGCUCACCUCCCGUCGGCUGGGAGCCCAUCCGGGAGGAACCGCCUAACCCCACGCCACUUGCAGACGACCUUAUUGUCGCGCUGAAGAAGCUGCAAGUGCAGGAGGAAAGUCGGCAUAGAGGACAUGGCCCGGAAGUGCUGAUUGAGCCGGAUGAAGACGGCGUCGGAAUCAGCGUGUAUGUGGAAGACUGUAGUGGGGGUGAAGGCGGCCAGGUACAGGAGGAGCCCGAAGAGGACUGGGUGUAUGGGGAGACCGCACCGGCGCGGACAAGGUGGAAGCCUGUGCCGACGGCAUUGCCCCCCUCGAUUCGUGCUUGAAGAGCUGGUGAGUCGGACGGUCCGCCUAUGCUGCAAUGCUUUCUCGCGGAAGUCCAUGCUUCGUAUCAUGAUGAUACCUUUUACAGACCUGUACCUACAUCCCCUAGGAUAAAGCGGACAACUCAUAUUGCCUUUUCUCUGAAUUCCUAUGCUCUCCAUUUGCCGUAUCGUGUGUGCCUUCAGCUGACGUUCCUUUCGCAUAGGUUCUCCAUCUGGUCGCCGCUCGUUUGGCCUCCUUCUACAUGACAACCUGUUCUGACUCCCAAAUGGAGAAAACACCAUUAUUGCCAAAAUAUCCUUCUGAACUUAUUCCCGUUGUGAUCCGACAGUCUCGAUGACGAUGCUGACGUUCACACUUUCUGCAGGACUUCUAUGGCUACUCUACAGA